AUGGAAAAACAACCUUUUCUAUUUCGGGACGAGACCCGCUCCUGCCAUGGCGAUGAUGUUGACAUUCCCGUUUCACCUGCCUCGAGCCCGAAGUGCGCCCGACGCCGUCGCUUUGUCGCCACCCUCGCCAUCAUUGGCCUGAGCUUCAUACCCUUGCUCGUGCUAGGCUGGUCUUUGAUCUCGACGACUUCGGGCUUCCGCUUUUUCAGCUGCCAUGGCUUGUCAAGGCGUAUUUUCUAUGGUUUCUCAACUACCACGGAGGGCGCGGAGCUGCCCUUGAUGGACCUCGUCGAAGAGGAGCCCUUGAAGGUUCCUCUGGAGGCCCACGUCAUGAGUAAAUGUCCGGAUGCUCAGUACUGCCUGCAAGAGUUGGUUGUGCCAGCCAUGGAGCAAAUCAGCGACAAAGUGGACUUUGACUUGUCCUUCAUUGCAACGGUCUCUCACAAGACUUCGGACAUCGAAUGCAUGCAUGGUCCCAGUGAAUGUAUCGGUAAUAUACUCAUUCUCUGUGCUCAGAGCCUGCCGUUUCCCGAAGGUGGCGAUACUCGCAUGCCGACUAUCCGCUCUCUUGGCUUUGCCAAUUGCCUUGUCAGCUCAUACGAGGACAUUCCAGACCGGGCACUUGUACAUCAUUGUGCCCUGGAACAUGGCAUUGAUUUUGAUGCUUUGAAUCGGUGUGCUAGUCAGCAAGAAGAUGACCCGGAAAACGGUGGUCUGAGUGGCCUCGCGUUGUUGCGAGAAAGUGCUCUUCAUAGCGCUGACAUUGGGGUCAAGACAAGCUGUACGCUGCGGCUGGAUGACUCGACCUGGUGUGUCCGAGAUGGUGGUGUUUGGAAGGACUGCGCCGAAGAUGGGGAGGGGAGUGAGGUGCCAGUACUUGUUGACGAGAUUAACAAACUCUGGGGGGAGAGAAAUUGA
Molecule: messenger RNA, 918 nt
Organism: Aspergillus affinis
Lineage: Eukaryota; Fungi; Ascomycota; Eurotiomycetes; Eurotiales; Aspergillaceae
Product: GILT family protein
Exons: 2
Coding region: 1-918 (305 amino acids)
Molecular function (GO): oxidoreductase activity, acting on a sulfur group of donors, disulfide as acceptor
Source: RefSeq, a predicted model, not a curated record